UGCAGGACUCCAGUCGGUUUCCACCUCAAGCGCUGUGUCUCGUCCUCGAGUAAAUAAAGUUUUUUUCAAACGGACUCUGCUUCAGCAAUGGCGGCCCCCAUGUCGUGGAGGAGGCUGGUGUACUUCGUGUACUCACCGGCCUUGGCCGGGGUUUUCACGCGAAUAUCCGACCGGCUCUUCCGUGCGCGGGACAAAGGAGGCGGCUCCUCUGUGCUGCUUCUGGCACCCCUGCUGGCCAAAGCCCAGCCGGCACACGAGCAUGUCUCCAGCCCGGCUGGGUCAGCCGGGGCUCAGGGCGUGCACAACCUCAACGGCCACUUCCGAUGGAUGGCGGAGCACGCGCCGGCCUUCCGAGUGAAUGGUGCCCGCAUCCACGUCCUCACCUCGCCCGACCAGUUCUACCAGACGCUAAAGACACGUGUGAGGACUGCAAAGAGACGAGUGGUGUUGGCCUCGUUGUAUCUGGGAACGGGUCAGCUGGAACAAGACCUGGUGGACUGCAUGCAGGAAGCUUUGCAAAGCUCACAAGAAAACAGCCACGCCCCCGACCUUAAAGUCUCAGUGUUGCUGGACUACACGCGAGGUUCACGAGGGCAGGUGAACUCGAGGAGCAUGCUGCUGCCUCUGCUGCAGCGCUUCACCUCACAGAUGCGCGUGUCUCUGUACCACACCCCGGACCUGAGAGGCCUGCUGAGGCUGCUGGUGCCGCAGCGCUUCAACGAGACCAUCGGCGUGCAGCACAUCAAGGUCUACCUGUUUGACGACAGCCUCGUCAUCAGCGGGGCCAACCUGAGCGACUCCUACUUCACCAACAGACAGGACCGCUACGUCCUGCUGGAGAACUGCCGCGAGCUGGCCGACUUCUUCUCGGAGCUGGUGGACGCUGUCGGAGACGCUUCCCUGCAGCUUCAGCCCGACGACUCUGUCACCGUGCAGGAGGGCAUGGUGCACCCGUACAAAGGUGACAGACAGGACUUCUCCGCUGCGGCGAGCAAGCGCAUCAUGGAGGUCAUCGAGGCCGCCCGUGCGCGCCAGCAGAUGCUCUUCCAACUCUCUGAGGAAGGGGAGAGGGCAAGUGAGGAGGAGGAGGAGGAGGAGGAGGAGGAGGACACCUGGGUGUUCCCCCUGGUCCAGAUGAAGCCUCUUGGCAUCCAGGUGGACGAGCAGGUCACACAGCGCCUGCUGACCGAAGCGGCUCCAGACUCCACCGUCUUCCUAACGUCGGGCUACUUCAACCUGACGCGGGCGUACAUGCGCCUGGUGCUCGGCGCCGGCGCCAGCUACCGCAUCCUCACUGCCUCCCCGGAGGUCAACGGCUUCUUCGGGGCCAAGGGCGUCGCCGGCGCCAUCCCCGACGCGUACACGCACAUCGCCAGGCAGUUCUACGACCAGGUGUGUCGACUGGGUCAGCAGGAGAGGGUCCACCUGCACGAGUACCACAGGUCAAGGUGGACCUUCCAUGCCAAAGGUCUAUGGUACUACCUCCAGGGGCAGGAUCGCCCUUGCCUAACGCUGGUAGGCUCCCCAAAUUUUGGCUACCGCUCAGUUCACCGCGACCUGGAGGCCCAGAUUGCCAUCGUAACAGAAAACAAACAACUGCAGGGCCAGCUACAAGAGGAGCAGGAGAUCUUGUACCAGCGCUCCUCGGAGGUGUGCAGGUCUACGUUCGAGCAGUCGGGCCGUCACGUCAAGCUCUGGGUGCAGCUGGUCACCCCUUUCAUCAAGAACUUCUUCUGAGGAGAUGAGAAGCUUCUGUCCUGCUGCACUUUGGCUUGCUGGCAGUCUGAAUACUGAACUUGACACACACACACACACACACACACACAAUGUUACUUACCUGUCACACGGAAGCAUCUUCUGCCUCUGAGGAUGCUGCAGUGCGUGUGAAAAAGACUUCAAGGCUGACUGGUGAGAUUGUGAGCUGGAAGUAACUACCUGAGUCCCAGAAUGUCAUUUUACGAGUCGACCUACUUGCUGUCACAUGUGAACUAAUAUCUUUGUAAAUUAAAAAUGUUGUGAGUGUUUCCUUAACACUUUUGUUUUAAAACUCAAACUAAACCACAGAGGAGGUUAGUGAAGGGUUCACACCAAAAAAUGCAAAUUUACAGCUUGUCUUCUACACUCCAACCCAUGGGGGGCAGCAUAGCGACUUAAUUUAGCAGUCUUUAUUGCUGGGGUUGUCAUUUGCAGAGCUCUUGUUUUGGACCAGGUGUACCUAAAGAUGUGUCCGGUAGCUGUAAGUCACGCUGGCGUCAAGCGAGACAAAAGCCAACAGAAGAGCUUUGACUGUUUGUAAACUUUUAAUGAGACACACAAAACAAUAAAUAAUGACAAAUAAAUAUCAACAGAAAAGCUUCAUUGCCACUAAAUGUGCUUUAAAUGCAUGGAGGAAAAAAAAAACCAAUUCUGCGGUUAACGAACGCUCACGUUUAGCAUUUGAAUUUCCAGCCUCUGACUUGAAUUCUACUUGUGUCGUCUUUUACCAGAUGUCAGCUUCUCACCUGGAGAAGCAACAAACCCUGAGGAAGUGGUUCUCUUAACAUUGGUGGUGGUGGUGGGGGUUAACAAAAAAACAACAAAAAACAGGAAAUGUAGUUGAUUUUGCAGCUGGGAAAUGAAAGUGCUGCUGUCGCUAAAAUGUGUAAUAGUUGUCAGACUGUGGUUCUUUUACAUCUCAACUUCAGGUCCAUUUUUCCAGCUGCAGCAAUCAGUCAAACCUGUUAGCACGCUCUACACGCCCUUCAUGGAGGAAACCUUCUUCUUGCGGGCGGCCAACAUCUCGUAGAAGGGGUCCUUGCUAAUGGCGGCUCUGCAGGUGCAGGAGAGGACGCUUUAUCAGAACAUGUUUCAGUUACGUUUAUUAAUGAAUGAAUCAUGAUUAAUCACCAUUUGCAACUAUGUCUGAAAUAUGCCUGCUUUCCACUGUACAGAAAGAUAAAUGACAGGACAGGAUUAGAUAUUUUUAACAUACAGUUUGUUUAUGAACAGCUCCAAAUGAACUGAAACGUUUAUAUCAAGCUAAUAACAUACGACAUUAUGUAUGCUAGGCUAUAUGCAUUUUCAAAUGGAGUACAGUAAGAACAGUAAAACUAUGAGAUACCAACA
Molecule: messenger RNA, 3105 nt
Organism: Dunckerocampus dactyliophorus (ringed pipefish)
Lineage: Eukaryota; Metazoa; Chordata; Actinopteri; Syngnathiformes; Syngnathidae
Product: CDP-diacylglycerol--glycerol-3-phosphate 3-phosphatidyltransferase, mitochondrial
Exons: 11
Coding region: 88-1737 (549 amino acids)
Biological process (GO): cardiolipin biosynthetic process
Cellular component (GO): mitochondrion
Molecular function (GO): CDP-diacylglycerol-glycerol-3-phosphate 3-phosphatidyltransferase activity
Source: RefSeq, a predicted model, not a curated record